Messenger RNA from Symbiodinium necroappetens, 840 nucleotides. The record is from the annotation of a GenBank genome assembly. NCBI's taxonomy places the organism in Eukaryota, Dinophyceae, Suessiales, Symbiodiniaceae.
AUGGUAGGACAGCAGACCGCGCCACUGGAACACCAGGUUGAUGCGCGCUGGCUGAUGGCUUACGCCGCCGGAUUAAACGAUACACUCGACUGCUACAUGGACACCACCGCCGGUCCUGUCCUGGCACAUCCGGUGUUUCCUGUGUGUCCGGAAUGGCCGGUGAUAUUGAACGUCCGGGCAAUGGCUGGUGGGCAAACCCUGAGCCCGGCAGAAGCCGCCAGGGGUGUGCACGCCGCCCACGAUCUGCACAUUUUCAAACCCAUAAAAGCCGGAGACCACAUUACGACGACGGCGACGAUGAUCGGUAUUAACCAGAUCAAACCAGGCGCUGCUUACACCCUGCGCCUGGACACACAUGACGCCAACAGCGGCGAUCUGCUGGCGCAGACCUACCAACUGGGCAUCUAUCGGGGCGUGAACGUCGCCGGAGACAAUAACAAUCUUGAAGCCCCACCGGCGCUACCCCAACUCAGUGACCUGGCCAAUGGGCAGGUUGAGAAGAUCGAUGUGAACGCGGGCACCGCCCACAUCUAUACAGAAUGCGCGCGCAUCUGGAACCCGAUUCAUACUGAUCGGAAAGUUGCCAUCGACGCAGGGCUACCGGAUAUCAUCCUGCAUGGCACCGCAACCCUGGCGCUGGCCGUCAGCAGUCUGGUGAAAAAAUACGCAGGGGGCGACCCGACAUCAGUGAAGCGCCUGGGCGGUCGUUUCGCCGCUAUGGUAUUACUACCUUCACAGAUAGAUAUCGUUAGCGCCAUCAGUGGCGACACCAUUACUUUCCAAGUACACAAUGCCCAGGGCGAGCUAGCCAUAAGCAACGGUUUCAUGGUGUUAGCCUAA